AUGAUCCUGGUUGUGACGAGGCUGAAAACAAGCACAUUUCCAGCUGUGGAAGACUGGGACAGCAACGGUGAACAAUACGUGACUAGAAGCAAAAUUAAUAAUGAAGCUGAAAGCUUUCCCGCCGCACAUAAUUCGUCCUGUUCGAAUUUGAAGAUUUAUAAUGUGACAUCUGUACCAUUGUUACAAAUAUUCUUGGAAUUUUCUGGAGCAAAGGUCAAAGCUGCAUUGGAAAGUGAAUAUCGCGAGAAAAGUAGAAGUGAGAAGUAG
Molecule: messenger RNA, 267 nt
Organism: Necator americanus (New World hookworm)
Lineage: Eukaryota; Metazoa; Nematoda; Chromadorea; Rhabditida; Ancylostomatidae
Exons: 1
Coding region: 1-267 (88 amino acids)
Source: RefSeq, a predicted model, not a curated record